AGUAAAUAGUGGUGAUGUCAUGCGGGCAAGAUGGCGGAAGGGGAGGACGUGGGAUGGUGGCGGAGCUGGCUGCAGCAGAGCUACCAGGCAGUCAAGGAGAAGUCCUCCGAAGCCUUGGAGUUCAUGAAGCGGGACCUGACAGAGUUCACCCAGGUGGUGCAGCACGACACAGCCUGCACCAUUGCAGCCACUGCCAGCGUGGUCAAGGAGAAGCUGGCUACUGAAGGCUCCUCGGGAGCAACGGAAAAAAUGAAGAAAGGGCUGUCUGACUUCCUAGGGGUGAUCUCCGACACCUUUGCACCCUCACCAGACAAAACCAUUGACUGCGAUGUCAUCACCCUGAUGGGCACACCCUCUGGCACGGCUGAGCCCUAUGAUGGCACCAAGGCUCGCCUUUAUAGCCUGCAGUCAGACCCAGCAACCUACUGCAAUGAACCAGAUGGGCCCCUGGAGUUGUUUGACACCUGGCUUUCCCAGUUCUGCUUGGAGGAGAAGAAGGGGGAGAUCUCAGAGCUCCUUGUAGGCAGCCCCUCCAUCCGGGCCCUCUACACCAAGAUGGUGCCUGCAGCUGUUUCCCAUUCAGAAUUCUGGCAGCGGUAUUUCUAUAAAGUCCAUCAACUAGAGCAGGAGCAGGCCCGGAGGGAUGCCCUGAAGCAGCGUGCAGAACAGAGCAUCUCUGAAGAGCCUGGCUGGGAGGAGGAAGAAGAGGAGCUUGUGGGCAUUUCACCCACAUCUCCAAAAGAGGCCAAGGUUCCUGUGGCCAAAACUUCCACAUCCCUUGAAGGAGGACCUGGCCCCCGGAGUCCCUGUGAAGAGAAUCUGGUGACCCCGGUUGAGGCUCCAACAGAGGUGACUCCAUCGGAGAGCAGUGAGAGCAUCUCCCUCGUGACACAGAUUGCCAAACCCACCCCUGCAUCUGAGGCACCAGUGCUGCCCAAGGACCUGUCCCAAAAGCUGCUAGAGGAAUCUUUGGAGGAACAGGACCUGGCUGUGGAUGUGGGCGAGACUGGACCCCCACCCCUAGCUCAGUCCAAGCCCCACACCCCUGCUGGCCGCCCCAGCGGUCCAGAGCCCCGGCCUCCAGCCAGAGUAGAGACUCUCAGGGAGGAGGUACUCACAGACUUACGGGUGUUUGAGCUGAAUUCAGACAGCGGGAAGUCUACACCCUCCAAUGGAAAAAAAGGCUCAAGCACAGACAUCAGUGAGGACUGGGAGAAGGACUUUGACUUGGACAUGACUGAAGAAGAAGUGCAGAUGGCACUUUCCAAAGUGGAUGCUUCCGGUGAGGUGAGUCGGCCUGGUUGGCCACAGGGAGGCAAGCACAAUGAUUCCGGGUCUGAGGACUCUCCCUGCCAAGCCCGACUGUCCCUGCAAGGUGGAUCCCACUCCUAUCUGAGGUGGCAGGCUGCGGGAAGGAAGCUAGGGCCUCCCACUCAGGCCCUGAACAGUAGUCAUUAGCAGGGUCUGCUUCCCCUCAGUUCCAGGGGGAUGGAUGGGGGAGUUCUUGACCUUAGCUCCUAUCAGAAUCACCUGAGGAACUACUAAAAAAUACAGAUGCCAGGGCUUCCCUGGUGGCGCAGUGGUUGAGAGUCUGCCUGCCGAUGCAGGGGACACGGGUUCAUGCCCUGGUCCGGGAAGAUCCCACAUGCCGUGGAGCGGCUGGGCCCGUGAGCCAUGGCCGCUGAGCCUGCGCGUCCGGAGCCUGUGCUCCGCAACGGGAGAGGCCACAGCGGUGAGAGGCCCGCGUACCGCAAAAAAAAAAAUAAAAAUAAAUAAAAAAUACAGAUGCCAAACCCUGCCCCAGACCUUUUGACUCCUGGUCGCCAGGUGUGGGACCUGAGCAGAUUUCUGGCCUUGGAGACAAAAGACGAUGUGAUCACUUAACCUGAGCCUCUGUUUCCCCAUCUAAAACAUGGCACUGAUCAUUAUAAUUUCAUAUGCUGUGGUAGAUGAUGCAUGUGCACACCUUAGGCAUAGUGCCUGGGGACAUGGGCGCACUAAUAGACGUUCCUGAAACCACCACAAAACAGUCAUAAGCUCAGAGGCCUAUUAUUCUUACUCUUCACUUCCUCUCAGAAUCAAGGAUGGUCGUUUUGAAUGAGAGGCUGGGCAAAAGUCUCUCAUAGCUAAUAAGGGACAGGACUGAGGCUCCAGCCCACACAUCUGAUUCAAGUCAGUGUUAUAUCCACUGUCACACAAGAACCCCAUGAUUCCUUCCAACAUGUAGCUCAGGAACCUGCUAUAAAGAGGUGAACAGAGUAGAGAGAAUGGGAAGGGCCUUGUUUUUCAUGCUGAGAGACUGAAGCCCAGAGGGAGGUAGUGACCUACACAAGAGUAUUUUACACCUGUGACCUCACUAUACCCGGGGUAGAGAAGGCCCAUGGCACCUCUUAUGCCACGUGGCCUUCAUGGCUUUGGUGUCUUUGCAGCCCUCUUUAAAACCCGACAUACAGGGCUUCCCUGGUGGCGCAGUGGUUGAGAGUCCACCUGCCAAUGCAGGGGACACGGGUUCGUGCCCCGGUCCGGGAAGAUCCCACAUGCCGCGGAGCAGCUAGGCCCGUGAGCCAUGGCUGCUGAGCCUGCGCGUCCGGAGCCUGUGCUCCACAACAGGAGAGGCCACAACAGCAAGAGGCCCACGUACUGCAAAAAAAAAAAAAAAAAAAAAACCCGACAUACAAUAUAUCUGAACAGAAUUAUUUAUAUCAGGGGAUCUGCUGAUAUGAAGAGAGGCCAAGAGACAGUUGCCUGGGGAGACUUCAGCUGGGGAUUAGGGUGCUGGAGCCCCUAGUGAAAGCCCUGCGAGCACCUGUAGUCCAGUGCCACGCUUGCUUCUGAUCACAGCACCACUGUAAAGUUCCCUGCCUCUCAGGGCCAUAUUCUUACCUGCUCCGCAGGAGACAAGUUCUCCUUCAGGGAUUGACUGACGGGCUUCUUGUAGUCAGGGCGUCCCCUUGUGGUGUCCAGUGUUGGUUGGUAGAAGCAUUUCCUUUGAGUCUGGAACCAUCAGAACAGCAGGCCCACCGCUUGGGCAGAGGGCAGCUCUGCUCCCCAGACAUUCCUUGAAGCAAGUGGUUCGCUCUGAGAGGAGGCCGGGUAUGGCCUGGGGGAGUUGGGGCUGGGGCUGCGGGGAGGGCUGUCCCGAAUUGGAGGCAGCCGGGGAGCUUGGGUCUCAGCUUGACUCAGAGGAGUA
Messenger RNA from Globicephala melas (long-finned pilot whale), 3190 nucleotides. RefSeq names its product BSD domain containing 1 (gene BSDC1). The record is from RefSeq and is a predicted model, not a curated record. Gene Ontology annotation, cellular component: cytoplasm. NCBI's taxonomy places the organism in Eukaryota, Metazoa, Chordata, Mammalia, Artiodactyla, Delphinidae.